Meleagris gallopavo (turkey) is the source of this 5485-nucleotide messenger RNA. Lineage: Eukaryota; Metazoa; Chordata; Aves; Galliformes; Phasianidae. The record is from RefSeq and is a predicted model, not a curated record.
CACCGCGGGCCGGAGGGCAGCGUCCGGACCCUUAAUCAACAACAGGAUAGACAGAGGGAAUUCACACUGGAUGAAGAUAAUUAUCUGAAGCUGGGUGUAUUCCAGGAACCAUAACCCAAAUGUUUCUCUGUCUGUGGAGAAGAUCUCACGUUUGAAAUCACUUCUACUGAAGCUAGGUGUGUCCCAUCAUCAUGUUCUGGAAGUUUGAUUUGAACACGACAUCGCACGUGGAUAAGCUGCUGGAUAAAGAAGAUGUGACACUUCACGAGCUGAUGGAUGAAGAUGACAUCUUACAGGAGUGCAAGGCUCAGAACCGCAAGCUGCUGGACUUCCUCUGCCAGCAGCACUGCAUGGAGGAGCUGGUCAACCUCAUCACACAUGAACCCCCCAUGGACAUGGAUGAGAAGGUCCGCUUCAAAUACCCCAACACCGCCUGCGAGCUGCUGACCUCCGACGUGCCCCAGAUCAACGACAAGCUUGGUGGGGAUGAGACACUGCUCAACAUCCUCUAUGAUUUCUUGGAUCACGAGCCACCCCUGAACCCACUGCUCGCCAGCUUCUUCAGCAAGACCAUCGGGAAUCUCAUCGCAAGGAAAACAGAGCAGGUGAUCGCAUUUCUAAGGAAAAAAGACAAAUUUAUUAGCCUGGUGCUAAAGCAUAUAGACACAUCAGCCAUGAUGGACCUCCUGCUUCGUCUGAUCAGCUGCGUGGAGCCCGCGACGCUACGGCAGGAAGUGCUGAACUGGCUUAACGAAGCAAGAAUUAUUCAGAGACUUGUGGAGCUGAUCCAUUCGAGCCAGGAUGAGGAUAGGCAAUCAAAUGCUUCCCAGACCCUGUGUGACAUCAUAAGAUUGAGCAGAGACCAGAGCAAUCAGCUGCAGGAUAUACCUGAGCCUGAUCCACUUCUCACCGCACUGGAAUCGCAGGAAUGUGUGGAGCAACUCCUGAAGAAUAUGUUUGAUGGAGAGCAGACUGAAAAUUGCAUAGUGAAUGGAACACAGGUUCUGCUAACAUUGCUGGAAACCAGGCGCUCUGGGGUGGAAGGACUGAUGGACUCAUACACUCAGGGAUUUGAAAGGUCUUACACUGUCAAUAGCAGCAUCUUACAUGGCAUUGAACCGAGGCUAAAAGAUUUCCACCAGCUGCUGCUCAGCCCUCCCAAGAAAACAGCAAUCCUGACUACAAUUGGUGUCCUGGAGGAGCCGCUGGGCAACGCUCGUCUUCACGGAUCUCGCCUGAUUGCUGCUCUGCUCCACACAAACACUCCCAGUAUUAAUCAGGAACUAUGCAGACUCAGUACCAUGGAUUUAUUACUUGACUUAUUUUUUAAAUACACGUGGAAUAACUUUUUGCAUUUCCAAGUGGAAUUGUCCAUAGCAGCUAUUCUCUCACACUCUGUGCAAGAGGGAAGAACUACUGCCAAUGACCCAGAAAGCAGAGAAGAGGUGCUGAAUGGAAACAUGACCACGGAGAACCAAGAGACUCCAGAAAACAACACAGAGAAUAUCAUGGUUACACAUUUGUUCCAGAAGUGCUGCUUAGUGCAAAGGAUACUGGAUGCCUGGGAAGCAAACGACAAAAUACAGGCAGAAGGGGGAAUGAGGCGAGGCAACAUGGGCCACCUCACCCGCAUCGCCAACGCCGUGGUGCAGAACAUGGAGAAGGGCCCCAUGCACACCCAGAUCAGUGAGUUCAUCAAAGAGCUACCUGAGGACUGCAGAGGGAGGUGGGAGAGCUUUGUAGAAGAGACGCUGACGGAAACAAACAGGAGGAAUACGGUGGAUUUGGUGAGCACUCACCAUCUGCAUUCUUCCAGUGAGGAUGAAGACAUUGAGAGUGCUUUUCCCAAUGAACUUUCUCUCCAACAGGCCUUCUCUGAGUACCAAAUCCAGCAGAUGACAGCAAACUUCGUGGAUCAGUUUGGCUUUAAUGAUGAGGAGUUUGCUGACCAGGAUGAUAAUAUCAAUGCUCCUUUUGACAGGAUUGCAGAGAUAAACUUCAACAUAGAUGCAGACGAUGACAGCCCCAAUGCUUCCCUCUUUGAAGCCUGCUGCAAUGAGCGAAUCCAGCAAUUUGAUGAUAACGAGGAAGAAGAAGAUAUCUGGGAAGAGAAGGAGAUAACCUAUGCAACACAAGUUAAAUCGAGGACGAGGUUUGGAGCAUCUCAGGCCUCAGAGAGUUCAUCAAAAAGUGAUCUCGAGAAUGGAGAUCAUGAUGGCAGCGUGGAUUCAGAAGAAGAGGAGGAGACAGAACAGCAGGUGCCUUCUUCCUCAGCCAACAGCAACAAGAGCAAUGCUGCAGAGCAGAAAGAGUCCGACUCUUCUGAAGGCUCCGGGUGGACUGCAGUGUUUGAACCUGUCAGCUCGAAGCCCCCCACCCCCUGCGUGGCCAUGGACGUUGGAUCCAGUGUGUGGGACUCAGCAGCCCCAGAGAACGCUGCACCAGAGAAGGGGUGGGCCAAGUUCACAGACUUCCAGCCUUUCUGUUGCUCUGAAUCAGGCCCACGGCGCAGUUCUCCUGCAGACACAGAAAGCAGCGAUUCGGACGGCAACCCGAAGCAGAGUCAGGACAAGAACUUCAGCACGGCCUCUCCCUGCGUCUGGAACGUCUGCGUCACGCGGAAGGCACCGCUGGUGGCUUCAGACAGCAGCUCCUCGGGCGGCUCAGACAGCGAGGAUGAGGAUGAGAAAGGAGAUGCCAUCACAGAGACCAUCAGCACGGGUGCAGGCCAGGAAACAGUCAAGCUGACGAUGGAUGCGAAGAACGAGAAGGCCGUUUUCACCAGAGUCUUUAGACCUGCAGGCAGAGGCGAUUCGGGCUGCAUGGUGAUUGAUAAGCUGACCAUCACAGACAUGGCAACGACCAAAGCAUCCAAACCACUGAACAAUGCUGCCCAGCACCCAGAGGAGCACCAGAACACGGCGCCGGUCACGGAAAUGGCCACGAAAGACAGGAAAGAAGAAGCCUUGCCUUGUGCUGAAGCCACAUUAAAUGGCCCUGCUUGAUGACACAGAUGCAAUGGGACGUGUGUGAUCCAGGCCAGGCUGCUACCUGCGACAACAUUGGAGAAUGAAAUGAUCCCAGCACAGGACUCCUGCUGUUACUUUACCCAACCCGGGCAGGCGGUCGUGGUGAGCUGGGGGACGUGGGAUGGUUGAGCACAGCAGCACAGAGCACCGGACUGCACCUCACGCUGCCUGGGAGCAAGGUCAGUUACAGAUGGGUGCUUCCCCACACAGCACAGGACCUGCCGUGCAGGCAGGAGGACCCGAUCCUGUAAGGACCGUGCCAGCUCUGCUCUGGUUUUUGUCCCCGUCUCUGCGUUGAGCUCCUUGCCAGAUGGACUCGUGCACACAGAUCAUACAGGUGUAGCUGUUGGGCUGCUGCAGCCCCGGGGUCACCGUCUCCUGCCAACCUGCCUGGUGUGUAAGCCGUGUGCUGGCACACACCCAUCAGCAUCCAGCGCUGCUUCUUUCAGUAGAUCUGAGCUGGAAAACCGUUCACUUUGGAAUAAAAGCAUGAAGCUCGACACGUAGGUAGCCAAAUAGCUUCUUUUCCAAUGUAUUCUCACCUGUGCACCACGAGAGACUUUUACCCUGUGAGUAUGAAAAGUACCUCACUCCGACCUGUUGUUAUGAGCAAAGGGGCAUCCUAGCCAGACUUCGGGCUCCGAGGAAAACACAGCCUUUAUUUUGAACUGUGAUCUGUAUGUAGUGCAUAUGAGAUUUUCCUGACCUGGGUGGGUGUUGGGGGUGAGGUGAACGCAAUGCUUUCACUGCUGGAGUCGUUCUGCUCUGCAGGGUCGGUGUCUGAUGGUGACAUAGCUGCGGCACGAGGCUGUUGUAUACCCAAGCAUUACACCUUUCCAUUUUUGCUCUUAGGGAAGAUGUGUGGUUCAGAGCACCAGAGCCGGAGACGGGAGCACAGGAGGCGGUGUGAAAGCGGUGCAUUGGGGUUGUGUGCUGCUGAUGGCUGUGAUUUCUCCCAGCUGCAAUCCCUGGGUGCUCGCGUGGCACAGCACUGUUGAUCUGGAACUCUUCCCCCUCCCUCCUCGUAAUAAUAAUUUAAAGAUGCUUUGUGACGGAAGGAGAACUCUCACUUUCUGCUUCGUUACCCUGCUUGCUCAUUAGAGACCCGUCCCACUCUUGGCCAGGAUGAGUAGUUUGGAGUUCCUUGUUGGCAACGUGUUUGAUGAAGUCUUAAUUUUCAGAGGAUUGGUGCUAGAGAUUUUCUGGAAACCAGGUUAGGGCGUUCUUUAAACACCCAAAAAUGAUACUAUAGGAAAGCACUCGUUAAAUAUUGACCCCUGCAGCUGAUGGAAGGCUGCUAUGGGGCUCAGUCCCAGUAACUUCCAGGUGGUGACAGUGUACUUGUCCAGUCCCUUCUCACACGCAGUCCCAUCGGUGGCUCUGAGCUCUGCCGUGCUGCAGCUGUGACCAGGCCUGCAGCAGCACGAUGGGAUCUUCCUCCCAGCGUGACAUGUGUUCAUCUCCCUUGUUCCCCUGACACACCAUCUUUUUGCAUGAGAUGCUGCCAUCCCCUUGCAGCACAGUGCUGGCUGGUAUCACAGGAGCCCCUGCUCCGCUGUCCCUGCGUGCUCUGUUGUGUUGGGGUUGGCUUUGGGAGCAGAGCUGCAGAGGUGUGCAAGGAUUUCUCUCUCUGUGCCUUCCGUUGCCCUCUCCCACCUUUUGGCUUUGAGCCUGUAGGUCUAAAGGGAAGCUCGUUGUGAUGUAUUUCAAACCUAGCAGCGAGCAGACUGCAAGUGUAGUGGACUUACUGAGGGACUCAGCACCAACCAGAGGGUUUCUCCUUGCUGGGUUUAGGGCUCUGCAGUGCAAAACAGACCCAGAGCCCAACUGUAUCUGUGAGAAAAGCCCCCCUACCUGUGCUGUUUGAUCAGGAAACGAUGAAGUCAGACUCAGCCCUGUCCUUCCUCUUCUACGUGCAGCGUUUGGAAUCUGUCCUCAUCUGUAUGGCUUAUAGAAUUUUAGUUUUGAACACGUAUGAGUGUGCCUGUGGGUACAUACCUGCAGUGUGUGUGGUUCCGUGUAUGUUUAUGCACACACACAGUUGGGUAUUGCAAGCUGGAGCAGUGUGAUGUGGUGUGAGAGCGAGAUGGAAACUCGGGCUGGAGGGAGUGGGGGGUUGAAUCAACAUUUCUCUUUGCUUUGGUUUUUAAUUGGACCUCGUGCUUGAAUUCUUCCUUGCUGCACACUGAGAGCAGCGAAGGCGGAGAGCUGGUGCUGCAUUCCCUCUUCGUACCAAGAUGUGGCAUUGAGUUCUGGGCUGGAAUUCCUUUGCUGUCCUCCAGAGGUGAGGUCCUCAAACCCACACACAGGUGAUCAGUCCCUCGGAUCACAGCAUGCCACGGCCCAGCUGGGUGCUGUGAGCUCCGAGCACAGGGUUGGCAGGUUAAAAACCAUUGACAGUGAGGUUUGGGCUGUGAUUUACCUCUGCAUGGCAACUUGCAAAAAAAAAAAAAAAA